Mercenaria mercenaria is the source of this 3158-nucleotide messenger RNA. RefSeq lists its product as uncharacterized. The transcript has 6 exons. The coding region runs from base 191 to 1525 and encodes 444 amino acids. NCBI's taxonomy places the organism in Eukaryota, Metazoa, Mollusca, Bivalvia, Venerida, Veneridae. The record is from RefSeq and is a predicted model, not a curated record.
UUGCCCUGGGGGUCCCAAGCUUUACAUAGGCUUAUAUAGGAAAAAACUUAAAAAAUAUUUUUGUCUGAAAGUUCAAGGCCUACAUUAAUACCACUUGAAAAUCUUUUAAGUUUUUAUACUUGACACACUUUAAAUUGUCUGUUAUGCAUUAUUAAUAUAAUUUUUUCAGAUCAUUAAUCCGGCAGCUUUGAUGGGCACUCAUAUCACAGGAGUAUUGAGCCAUGGCCAUAACUUAUUUAUGAACUAUGUGGACCUGCUAGAAUACCCACACGACCCAAACCUUACAAUAAAUAUACUACUGAAAUCCUUGCUAAAAAUAGUAAAGACUAAGGGUAGCCUACCGCCAAUCUUGUUUUUACAAGCUGACAACUGCCGAAGAGAAAACAAAAAUAAAUAUGUUUUUGCAUUCUUAGAAUUGUUGGUCCGUCAGAGAAUUUUUCGAGAGGUGUAUUUCUCGGUCCUCAUUGUUGGCCAUACUCAUGAGGACAUAGACGCAGCGUUCAGCAAAAUUUCAAGAUCACUGAAAAAGAAAUCAGCAGAAACAUUACCAGAUUUACUUCAGUGUAUACCAAAUGUAGAGAGAGUUGGUGAAGCUUAUGAUGUUAAAAGUUGGCUUGGAGAAAACAUUUGUGAUGUUAAAGGAACCAGUGAACCUCUGCAUUACAAGUUUGUUGCCAGUGGUAAUAAUGUCAAGGUUUUUUAUAAAGGUCUUCAACACACAUUCUGGAAACAAUUAAAUGGAAGAGGAACAUUUUUACGAAAAGUGCCUAGUGGAAAUCCCAAACUUCUGAAGCCAGACUAUUCAAAGUUUGACCUCAAUAUAGAAAAAUUAAAAAAACUAGUGUCUUCAGUAGAGGGACUUUUCUCAGACAAAGAAAAGUUUAAUUGGUGGGCUGACUUUAUCCCAAAUGUGAAAACAUAUGCUUUACAAAAUACACCCAAACGAGAAUGGAUAAAUGUCCUUCCAAAGCAGCCUCUUUUUCCCAAAUCCAGGAGUUCUCUGUCUCUGCUUGAUCCAUAUUUGAAAAAGGUACUGGAAAAAGAAUCUGCAGAACCUGAGCUAACUUGUGAAAAGGCAACAUUGAAAGUUUUGAAGUCUAAAAAAAGAAAACUGCAGAAGACGGUGAAAGUCCGGAAAGGCAGUGUUAAGUCAGCAGGAGCACAGGUUAAAAGAAAACAACAUAAUCAGAAACAGAAACAAGGGAAGCCGAAGAACAAAAAUCAUGGAAAAUUUCAGAAGUCUAACAAAAGAUCAGAAGUGAAACAGAGACAACAGAAUAGAAUGAUGAUCAUUCCUAUUGUAGAUGAUAUCAAGAAGCAUAUCUGGUUGAUAAUCUUCUUUUAUCUUGUAGACUUGUUUAUUUCUUUCACUGCUUUGUUUCUGUUUUUAUUUCACUUGCUUUAUUUUAUUACAACUGUUGAUGCAAUUGUACAACAAGUAAAUGUUCUAUGGGAAGUUCUGCUGAGGCAACACAUAGGGUGUCAGUUUGUACAUAGAAAUUCUGCACGAUUUGUGAUAGCAUAAUUUGCCUACCAUUUCGAAGUAGAGUGAACAGCUUUUGCUCAAUAAUUUGAGAACUACUUGACACUGAACAUUCAUUUUCGGUAUAAUGAUUGGGCAUAUAAAGUAGAUGUGUUUUAUUAACACCUCAUGAUUUAUAGAAUUUUAAAAUAUUUUUGCUGAUACAGCAUGUUACAAUUCUAUACCUAUUUUUCUCUUCUAUUCACAUUUGUACCAUUGAGACACUGGAUUCCAUACUGGAGGAUACAAAAAUCUCUUUGUUGAUUAAAUGAUAAAACUGUUGACUUUUGAUAAAGGAUCACAUAAAUAUCAACAUCAGUUGAUAAUUGACCCAAUAUUUCUGUAAUCUUUCAAAAACAUUGUCUUCAUCAGAUUGUCUUUUUUUAAAUGAGAAAAAAAGGUAUAGAGUGAAUAGUAAGUUCACAUUAUCCUGUACAUAAUUGGAUAUAUUUGGACUGUAACAAUCUUAGAAACAUAAUUAUUAGACUUACCUAGCACUUCAUUAAAUGGGUUAUUAUUGAAAUAUAUAUUUCCGCAUUGUACAGAACAAUAUUGAAUAACUUACUAUUGUAUGUUUAUAAUAAGAUGUAUGUUAAAUUGUUAAUUUUAAGAUAACUGAUUAAAUACCAGGACUACGGACCAGUACGCAUUUUAGACAUAAGACCUAUGUUUUAUUACCUGAUUUACAAUAAAAUCUCUUAAGGGUAGUAUUCUGGUUUCAGCUGAAUUUUCCUGUCAAUAUUUUAGGUCUAUUUAGAUAGGAUAUUCAGUAUGAAAGUACCUGAAAUGAUUGUAUAGUGUUUUGAAUUGAUAUAAAAGUGGCCAAUCUUGGCAACCUUUUUGCUUAUUUUGUAGUUUAAAUGACUAUCUUGAAGGUCAGAUGGUUAAGGUCCUCUUCAGGUGACUUAGUCCCAUUUGGGCCUCUUUUUUUGUAAUUAUUAAUAUUAUACUUCAAUAGCUUUCAUUUUUUAAGGGGUUGUACUGUAUUAUUGGGUAUUUUGGUUACUCUUUGAUACGCAUGAUAGGCAGCAUGAGUUUCUCUAUUAUGUGGGCUUAGUACAGCCUCAGAAAGUGACUUUUACAAAAUGUGGUCACAUUAUUCCUUAUACUCAUUCAUCAUGGUUGGUAUCAUGAGUUUCUCUUAUAUUUCGUUUCGAUAAGAGCUAAGUAAAAUGACUUACAAAAAUGUUGCUACAUUAUUUGUUUGUUUAAUCAUCUUGAGAGUUUUAUCUUAUUUGUAUUUAUUUAUGUAAAUGUUGUAUAAGUAAAUGUUGUUCCAUAUUUAGAUAAGUACAUUUUGCUGGGAAAAAUUAUAGUAUUUGGUUAUAACAUGGAAAAUUUAAUAUUUAUGCUCUGGAAGUAAUAAAUUAUUUGAAUGUUUCUUCUCUCAAUGUUUCAGAAUAGUUUUUAGCUCACCUGAGCCAAAGCUCAAGUGGAGCUUUUGUGACCACUUGAUGUCCAUCUUAAGUUUCAAACAGUUUGUCAACAAUUACUUGUCUGCACGAUUGUGGUUUCAUUUAUGAUUUGAUUUUAACCAAACUUGCACAUAACUUGUAUCACUAUAGGAUCUUGGUUUCUUUCUAGAAGCCAGUCUGGGUUCCAGAGACAUGGCCUCUGAUAGGGCAAAUGUUGUCUU